AUGAGUUAUUGCAAAAGAGUGGGCAUGACCAGAAACAAUAAGUCCAACAUUGUAAAAGGACAAUGGACACUAGAAGAAGAUAGGUUGUUGAUAAAUUUGGUUGAACAAUAUGGAUUGAGAAAAUGGACUGAUAUUGCUCAGAAAUUGCCUGGUAGAAUGGGAAAACAGUGUAGAGAGCGAUGGAUUAAUCAUCUAAGGCCAGAUAUUAAGAAGGACAUAUGGAGUGAGGAAGAAGAAAAAAUAUUGAUGAAAGCUCAUGAAGAAUUGGGAAACAAAUGGGUAAAGAUUGCCAAAAGGUUACCUGGGAGAACUGAAAACUCAAUUAAAAACCAUUGGUAUGCAACAAAGAGAAGAGAAUAUUCAAAAAGAAAUUACCCUAGUGGAAGUACUCUUCUACAAGAAUAUAUCAAGAGCUUGAACUUAGACAAAAAUCCCCCAAAAGAGUAUACAAGAAAAUCUUCAACUAAAGCCAGUGACAGUGAGUAUUUGCUAACCAACCAAAGCACAAUAUCAGCUCAGUCUCAGAAAGCCAAUGACAGUCAGUGUUUGCUAUCAAGCGGUGAUUUUGAAGACGAUAUCCUAGAUAUUUGUUUCGAUGAUAAUUUGUUUCAAGAUGGGUGUAGUAUUGAUUCUCUGCUAGAUGAUAUGCAAAUUGUUGAAGAUACUAUGCUUGGAGUUGAUGUUAAGAAAGAGCUGGAUUUGAUCGAGUUUUUUUACUCAGGUCAAUGA
Messenger RNA from Medicago truncatula (barrel medic), 729 nucleotides. Its product is annotated as transcription factor MYB98. The coding region runs from base 1 to 729 and encodes 242 amino acids. Gene Ontology annotation, molecular function: DNA-binding transcription factor activity, RNA polymerase II-specific; RNA polymerase II cis-regulatory region sequence-specific DNA binding. Gene Ontology annotation, biological process: regulation of DNA-templated transcription. Gene Ontology annotation, cellular component: nucleus. The record is from RefSeq and is a predicted model, not a curated record. The transcript has 3 exons. Lineage: Eukaryota; Viridiplantae; Streptophyta; Magnoliopsida; Fabales; Fabaceae.